Malassezia globosa CBS 7966 is the source of this 807-nucleotide messenger RNA. RefSeq lists its product as uncharacterized. Gene Ontology annotation, molecular function: CDP-diacylglycerol-inositol 3-phosphatidyltransferase activity. Lineage: Eukaryota; Fungi; Basidiomycota; Malasseziomycetes; Malasseziales; Malasseziaceae. Gene Ontology annotation, biological process: phosphatidylinositol biosynthetic process. The transcript is spliced from 4 exons. The coding region runs from base 1 to 807 and encodes 268 amino acids. Gene Ontology annotation, cellular component: membrane; Golgi apparatus. The record is from RefSeq and is a predicted model, not a curated record.
AUGGCAGGGGCGAGGCGGAAACAGAGCGCAGCGCGCAUUCAGAAGGUGCAUGUACAGCGUGAGAGCCAAGUCACACGCGAGAAUGUUUUCUUGUUUGUACCGAACUUGAUCGGGUACACUCGCGUGAUUUUGGCCGCUAUCUCCUUGUACUAUAUGCGCGGAAAUCCUCGUGUAUGCACGGUGCUCUAUUGUGUGUCAUGUAUUUUGGAUGCCUUUGAUGGCAAGCUCGCGCGCAUGCUGCAACAAAGCACCCGAUUCGGCGCUGUUUUGGACAUGGUGACGGAUCGUUGCACGACAGCAUGCCUCUUGUGCUACUUGACGGCAGCGUACCCGAAUUUUGCUUUAAUCUUCCAGGGUCUAGUGACCCUCGACUUUAGCAGUCACUACAUUCACAUGUACAGCUCGCUUGUGUCUGGCUCGACCUCACACAAAAAAGUCGAUUCCAAGACGUCGCGUAUCUUGGCUCUGUACUACACCAACACGCGCGUGUUAUUUGUUCUCUGCGCAGCAAACGAGCUAUUCUUUCUGUGCCUGUAUCUCAUGGCCUUCUAUACACGUCCGCUAGGGCUCAACAUCGCAUCCCUUCUCCCAAGUGCACUCUUUGACUGGGUUACGGCCGAUAAGAUGAGCUGGCAAUUCAAACUCGUGUACGAGACUAUUCCUAGCUUGACCUGGCCACAGAUCGUCGGUGCUAUCAGCUUUCCGAUGUGUGCUGUGAAACAGGUCAUUAACGGUGUCCAGUUCUGGAAGGCAGCAAAGGUGCUUGCCGACAUGGAUGUGCAGGACCGAAGUCGUCGCCGUAUGUAG